GUCGGUGGUUGGCGACAGUUUGGCGGCGGCGGGGCCCGGUCGGCGCUAUGGACGUCGGGGAGCUGCUGAGCUACCAGCCCAACCGAGGGACGAAGCGGCCCCGUGACGAAGAGGAGGAAGAAAUCAAAGCACGUCGGAAACAAGUGAGCGCACGGGAGCAUGGGCGUCACAGGGAAGAGGAGUCUGCUGUGCAGGAGGAGACCGAUGACGAGAAGAAGAAACUGCUUCAGAUAAUCGAAAGGGAUGGAGAAGAGGAGGACGAGGAGGAGGAACCUCUGGAUGAAAGCUCGGUGAAAAAGAUGAUUCUCACCUUUGAGAAGAGAUCUUACAAAAACCAGGAGCUGCGGAUCAAGUUUCCUGACAAUCCGGAGAAGUUCAUGGAAUCUGAACUGGAUUUAAAUGACAUCAUUCAGGAGAUGCACGUGAUUGCCACGAUGCCGGACCUGUACCACCUGCUGGUGGAGCUGAAUGCAGUGCAGUCUCUCCUCGGGCUGCUUGGUCACGACAACACAGAUGUUUCCAUAGCUGUGGUAGACUUGCUCCAAGAGCUGACUGAUAUAGAUACUCUCCAUGAGAGUGAAGAAGGAGCUGAAGUCCUCAUAGAUGCUCUGGUGGAGGGUCAGGUCGUGGCCUUGUUGGUGCAGAAUUUAGAGCGCCUGGAUGAAAGUGUGAAGGAGGAAGCUGAUGGUGUCCACAACACUCUUGCAAUCGUUGAGAACAUGGCAGAGUUCCGACCAGAGAUGUGCACAGAAGCUGCGCAGCAGGGCCUCAUGCAGUGGCUGCUCAAGAGGCUGAAGGCUAAGAUGCCCUUUGAUGCCAACAAGCUGUACUGCAGUGAGGUGCUGGCUAUUUUGCUCCAGAAUAAUGACGACAACAGAGAAUUGCUCGGGGAGCUGGAUGGGAUCGAUGUGCUGCUUCAGCAGUUAUCUGUGUUUAAACGACAUAACCCCAGUACAGCAGAAGAACAGGAAAUGAUGGAGAACCUGUUUGACUCUCUUUGUUCCUGCCUGAUGCUCAGUUCCAACCGGGAUCGGUUCCUAAAAGGCGAGGGUCUGCAGCUGAUGAAUCUCAUGCUUAGAGAAAAGAAGAUUUCCCGCAGCAGUGCCCUGAAGGUGCUGGAUCACGCCAUGAUUGGACCCGAGGGCACAGAUAACUGCCACAAAUUUGUUGACAUUCUUGGCCUGAGGACCAUCUUUCCACUCUUCAUGAAAUCACCCAAGAAGAUCAAGAAGGUUGGAACCACUGAAAAAGAGCAUGAAGAACAUGUCUGCUCCAUCCUGGCCUCCCUCCUGCGAAACCUGAGAGGGCAGCAGAGGACGCGGCUGCUGAAUAAGUUUACAGAGAAUGACAGUGAGAAGGUUGAUAGGCUGAUGGAACUGUAUUUUAAGUACCUGGAUGCCAUGCAGGCAGCUGAUAAGAAGAUUGAUGGAGAGAAACAUGACAUGGUGCGCCGAGGAGAGAUAAUAGAUGAUGACAUGGAAGACGAAUUCUAUCUCCGCCGCCUGGAUGCUGGUCUCUUUGUUCUGCAGCUCAUUUCCUACAUCAUGGCAGAAAUCUGUAAUGCCAAUGUUCCCCAGAUCCGUCAGAGAGUCCAUCAGAUUCUGAACAUGAGAGGCAGCUCCAUUAAAAUCGUUCGACACAUACUGAAGGAGUAUGCAGAGAACAUCGGGGAUGGCAAGAACCAGGAGUUCCGUGAGAGCGAGCAGAAGCGGAUCGUGGACCUGCUGGAGAACUUCUGAGGCUCAGGGCUGAGCUCUGCGCUUCCCAUGGCCUCUGUUUCCCCUCCUGCUGCUGCUCUCUUCCAGCCUCGAUUGCACGAUGAAAGCCCUGUUUCUAUGAAACUAUUCUACGUGAGAUGUUGGAGAUAUUAAAGAUCAGUUUGCUUUUUU
Molecule: messenger RNA, 1889 nt
Organism: Centrocercus urophasianus (Greater sage-grouse)
Lineage: Eukaryota; Metazoa; Chordata; Aves; Galliformes; Phasianidae
Gene: CTNNBL1
Product: catenin beta like 1
Exons: 16
Coding region: 48-1739 (563 amino acids)
Cellular component (GO): spliceosomal complex
Source: RefSeq, a predicted model, not a curated record